This is a messenger RNA of Moneuplotes crassus, 2560 nucleotides long. NCBI's taxonomy places the organism in Eukaryota, Ciliophora, Spirotrichea, Euplotida, Euplotidae. The record is from the annotation of a GenBank genome assembly.
CUUUUAGUCAUGGAUGUACAUGAAACAUACCAGCUCCUCAAUGUAGGAGGAAAGAGAUAUAGAUCGAAAAGCAAAAGCAGAGGAAGAAUAAAAUCAAUAGAAGUCUCUGAUCCCAAAAAUUUACCAACAAGAAACAUCAGCGACAAUAAUCUCUUCAAACACCAAUUCAAAUCAUCUCACCUCAAAAACCCUUCCCAAGACACCUCAAACCCUCUCCCCAAUCUAAAAUAGCUCUUUCACCAAAGAAAUGAGCAUCUCCUCCUUAAGAAAGUCCCCCUUCAUCACUAAUUUCCACUCUCGUCAGUCACAUCAGCCACAAAACUCCCAAAAUUCCUUAAGAUCAGUAGCAAAACUCAACCUAAAGCUGCCUACAAAACUCACUUCGAAAGCUACCUCAAGAGCAGGUGCGAAAGCACCUGCUCCAGAAGCUGCUCUUGAUCGUGGUCUUAUCAGCUCGCUUUCAGUCGAGGACUUUGUACUGGAAGCCAAGGCUUCGCAGUACCUGACUGAUGUCAGAGCUUAUAAGAAUAAGAACUAUAGAAGCUUAAGGAGUAAGAAAGGAACGAAGUUGAGUGUCAAUGCGACUACAGAGGAUGUGUAUAGGGAUGUAAUGGUGAAUAGGAGUAGUAGCAGGAAAUAAAAGGGUGACUAGUUUGAAGAGGAAUUUUGAUACACAGGAGAAAGGAACUUUUGAGAUUGAGAACUUAGGAACGCCAGCUAGUCGUCCUGAUGCAGCAAAUCUUUUAAAAUGGAUGAAUGAAGAGAUUGAUAAAGUCAAGAAAGAUAUGGAAAAGACAAAAUCGGAGAAAUUAAUCGCAUGCCAGGCUAUUUACAAUCUCGCUUGGAAAGAGCUCACAAGACAAGUCAGUGUUCAAUGUGUGGAAAGAGGAAUUUUAAUGGAUAAAAUUUUCAAAGCUUAUUUUGAUUUAAUCAAUAAAGUUUACAAAAAUCUUGAGGGCCAGCAGAAUGAAACUGAAAAGACAUCUGAAAUGAGAAUGUCUCAUAUGAAGAAAGCACUUCAACACAAAAUUGAUACUCAAGAGGAGGAAUACAAUAAAUUAUUUACAAAUAAGGGAUCUCUGGAAGAGAAACUUAGAGAUCUCGAAGGGCAAUUUAAACAGCUUAAAGAAAAAUAACGCUAAAAUAUCCCAUGAUAAUUACAGAAUGAAGUUUAUAAUCGCUGAUAAUCAUCAGAAAUUUGAAGCCAUGAAAUCAGAUGUAGAAUAUUAUAAGUUCAGAGUUAAGGAAAUGUCUGAAGUCUCUGAAGAAGAGGAAGAUGCUAUAAAGAAGAUCUUGCACAAAAAUAGGCCUACCCAAAAAUACACUGAUUGCCAUGAUAUUGAAAAAUAUAUUGAAGGAGAUCAAAUCUCUGAAUAUGAUGAAGAAAAGAAAGAGCUGAAUGAGAAAGAAGAAAAAUAAGGAAAAAGAGCUAAUAAAACAAAAUAAACAAAAAUUUCCGAAAACAGUCAACACACAGACAGAUCCUCCUCCCACAAAUAACUUUGGCGUUCAGAUUAAGGAUGGACAGGAAAUGCUGAACAAAAUUGAUAUUAGAGUUCGAUCCGCAAAAGAUCCUCCAAAAGAUACUUCUAAAACUCCAAUCCCUGAUUCUGAUGAAAAACUUCCUCUUAAGAGGUCUCAGAGCUGAUCUAUUGCUGGUGUAUUUAGCACUAAAGCAGAGAUAAGAACUGACAAAGAAUACCAGAAAUUUUUAUCCAACACAGAUCUCCAUAAGAUCAAGACUAUCGACAAAAGACUUCACUCUAAAAUUCUAGAACAAAUGGCGAUCAACCAAGACAACUUUGAGUAUCUAAAAUCUAACCUUCUCCUCAAAAUCUCAACUGAAAAAGCUCUUAGCCAAAAACUGUCUCAAACACUUAAAUAAACUCCAAUCAGUGGAAUCCCAAAACACAGACAUUCACGACCAAAUCUCCCAAUUAGCCAAAGACAAAGAAAUGCUGCAUGAAGAAAACUGUCAUUUAAGAGAUAUGGUCCGCACAAUGAAGGAAAACGGAUGUCUCCUCCAAGCAGAAGCUGAUGAAGACUGUGAAGAGGAUUAUGUGAUGAAGGAUGGAGUCAGGGUGAAGAAGCAUCAAGCACAUUUGGUAGUAGAUAAGAUUAAGAAGAAGAGAACUGGAUCGAUAAAGAUGUCAAAAGCUAGUGUGCUGAAGACUAUAGCCAGGUUUGAUGAUGCGUUUAGGCUGCAUAAGGAUUCUGAGAGGAAGGUACUAGCAGAAAUUAUUUAUGAAGAUUUUCAACAGCAUUAUGGGUUAUCCUCUGCGACGAUAAAAUAGCGUAGCGGAACUAAAGUUCAAACGUUUUUUGAAAGCGAUACGAGCGUAUAGUACAUCCAAGCCUCUUUUCCUUUCUUCCCAAGCUACAGAAACUGCUAGGUCUGUUUCUAAAAAUCCAAAUUUCUGUAUUCAAGAUUUUGCUCAAGCCAUUGGUCUAAGUGAGGAUGUGAAAAAGAAGGGAGAAAAGCAAUCAAAAGAAGAAUUUAAACAACAAACUGAGGAGGAGGGAAUCAUAGAGUAGAAGAAUUUAAAAAUUCAGUGAGGAA